Nothoprocta perdicaria is the source of this 5076-nucleotide messenger RNA. RefSeq names its product cohesin subunit SA-2-like. The record is from RefSeq and is a predicted model, not a curated record. Bases 64 to 3669 code for a protein of 1201 amino acids. Gene Ontology annotation, cellular component: chromatin; nucleus; cohesin complex. Gene Ontology annotation, molecular function: chromatin binding. Gene Ontology annotation, biological process: sister chromatid cohesion. Lineage: Eukaryota; Metazoa; Chordata; Aves; Tinamiformes; Tinamidae. The transcript is spliced from 32 exons.
AGGUUGCUCCGAAGGAAGGCGGCGUGGGGCUUCCCUGGAUGCCGCUGAGGGAAUGCGGUGGAGAUGAUAGCGGAGCCCAGCCCGGCCGGCGCGCUCCCCGCUCACAAAGAGAAUGCUGUGCAUGAUGAGACUGUGCCCGAGUCUGCUGUGCAGAAUGGCAGCUGUUUGAGAAACGGCAACCUGAAAACACCAAGAGAGAAACGGAAGGUCCGCGAGCAGUGUGAAAACAUAAGGAGAAAUUCUUCCAGUAGCAGAAGAGUGAGCCGUUUGCAGAAUGGAGAAGUGGUUGAAGCAGUUACGUUGUUUGAAGUGGUUAGCAUGGGGAAACAGGCCAUGCAGUCCGUAGUAGACGACUGGGUGGARGCUUAUAAACAAGAUCGGAAUGUGGCACUUCUAGAUUUGAUCAACUUCUUCAUCCAGUGCUCAGGCUGUCAAGGCAUGGUAACAGCGGAGAUGUUUCAAAGUUUGCACAAGAAGGAUGUCAUGCAAAAAAUGACAGAGACUUUUGAUGAGGAAACCGGGUUGCAAUACAAGAAAUUCAUGGCCUAUCCUUGGAUUCUGACAGUUACUUGGCCAGUGGACAUGGACAAUGAAGACUACCCACUUAUCAGAACGGGACCCUAUUGGAAGAAGUUCAAAGCCAACUUCUGUGAAUUCAUUGCAGUGCUUGUCCAGCAGUGCCAGUACAGCAUCCUAUAUGACAGCUACUUGAUGGAUACCGUCAUCUCGCUGCUUACAGGCCUAGCAGACUCUAUGGUCAGAGCAUUUAGGCACACAAGCACGUUGGCAGCAAUGAAGCUUCUGACAGCAGUUGUAAGCGUACAUCUGAACCUUGAUGUCAACAAGCAUAAUGCUCAAAGACUGUAUGAGGUGGAGAAGAACAGGAUAAGUGGCAAGAAGACCAGCUGCAGGCUUGACCAGCUACAGAGAAGAAGAAAAGAGGUUAGGCAGUAUGAGCAGAAACUCCUGGACAUACAGAACAUGAUGAAUGCUAUUUUCAAAGGGACAUUUUUAAACCGUUACCGUGAUGUGAUCCCUGAGAUUCGGGCCACUUGCAUUGAAGAAAUUGGCAGCUGGAUGAACACAUACCCAGAUGCCUUUUUAAACGAUAGUUACUUAAAAUAUGUUGGAUGGAUGCUCUAUGAUAAGCAAGCUGAAGUACGGUUGAAGUGUCUUCUCGGACUGCAGGGAAUUUAUAGCAGAAAAGAACUUGUUUCCAGGAUGGAUCUCUUUACUAGCAGAUUCAAGGAUCGAAUUGUGUCCAUGCCUCUGGACAAGGACCAUGAAGUAGCAGUUCAAGCCAUGAAACUCUUGAUGCUUGUGUCACAGAACUGUGAGGAUGUGUUAUCAGCUGAAGACUGUGAAACCCUGUACCAGUUUGUUUAUGCCACACACCGCCCGCUGGCAGUGGCAGCUGGGGAAUUCCUUUAUAAAAGGCUGUUCAGUCAUGAGAGGGGUGAAGAAGCUCUGGCCAAAAGAGGAGAGAAGUUUGGGGAGAGUACUAACCAGUUGAAAACAUUAAUACGUUUUUUCCUGGAGACUGAGCUGCACCAGCAUGUCACGUACCUCGUAGACAGCUUGUGGGACCGGGCAGGCAAAUUCCUGAAGGACUGGGAAUGCAUGACCACUCUUCUGUUAAAAAAUGCUGGAGAAGAGGGAGAAGCACUGAGUGAUGCCCAUGAAAGUGCUCUCAUUGAAAUCAUCCUCGCAACUGUCAGAGAAGCAGCAGAAGGUCAUCCACCAGUGGGCAGAGGUGCAGCCAAAAAAAUUCUGUCAGUGAAAGAGAAGAAAAUACAAUUGGAAGAUUGUACCAAAAUUACUGAACACUUUAUUGUGGUGCUUCCUCAGCUCUUGGCAAAGUAUUCAGCAGAUGCAGAAAAAGUGACAAAUCUCCUGCAGAUUCCUCAGUAUUACGAUUUAGAUGUUUACAGAACAGGACAUCUAGAGAAGCAUUUGGAUGCUCUACUAAGAGAGGUAAAAGACAUUGUGACCAAACACUCCGAUAUGUCUGUCCUUGAGGCCUCCUCCAGGACUUAUUACAUCCUCUGCAGGGAAGAAAAUGCCAUCUACAGCCAGGUGGAUUGUGCCCGAACUCAACUGAUAGAUGAGUUGGUGGGGCAGCUUAACCAGCUACUGAACGACUUCUGGCAAAAGGAAGAAGGUUUUUGUGCAGAUGCAGGAGAAAUGUCCCGGAUCCACUCUGCUUUGAGAAGAAUAGCUGCUUUUCAUAAUGCCCAUGAUCUCACCAAGUGGAACCUUUAUGACAAGACUUCAAGAUUGCUGCUGUUUGAAAUGGAACGUGGGGGUUUGUCUGGUCAGAUGAUCCUGCCAGCUCUCCAGUGCACAUACUUUUCUCUCCUGUGGCAAGUGGCUGCAGUUGCAGAAAAUUCUCCCAAGGAGACUCUUUUGACAUUAAGAAGAGAGCUGAGACGUUUCUGUCAGAUUUGCAUGUKCUUUCUCCACCAUAAGGAAAAAGAUAUAAGAGAAAAGGCCUUCAUGAUACUCUGUGACUGGCUGCUGAUUUUGAGUCACCAAGAUUCAAGUAAUAAUGAAGCAGCAGGACUUCUAGAUUACCUUCCCAGCACUUCACUUCARGAAAAGCUACUUUUGUUUAUCCAGGAACAUGUUUUCAAGGAGGAGGAACAGGAAAGCAAAGCCCUGACAGAAGAGGAGGAGGGAARGGAUGAAACCUGCAAACUGAAUGCCCUGAACAAGAAGCGGAGUCUUCUCGCAGCGUAUUGCAAGCUGAUAGUGUAUAAUGUGGUGGAGAUGGCUGCAGCUGCUGAGAUCUAUAAGCAUUAUAUGAAGACCUACAAUGAUUUUGGAGACAUAAUUAGAGAAACACUAAGCAGGACGAGGCACAAUAAUAAAAUUCAGAGUGCCAAGACACUGAUUCUCUGUCUGCAGCAGUUGUUUCAAAGGCACCUGGCAAGCCAGGACAGCCGCGGCGGAGYGGACUCGUCCUCCGCCUCCUUCACAAACGUGAAGGAGCUCGCCCGUCGUUUUUCACUAACGUUUGGCUGGGACCAGGUGAAAUCUAGAGAAUCUGUAGCCAUGAUACACAAGGAAGGAAUUGAAUUUGCCUUCCAAGGAGCUACCGGAAUGGAUGGAAAAUGCCCRCCUCCUAAGCUCAGCUUUCUGUUAAUCAUCAGUGAAUUUUCCAACAAGCUGCUAAAGCCUGACAAAAGACUGGUGUAYGCUUACUUACAGAGGUAUGUAGCAGAGCCCCUGUCCUGCAGAGGAGACGAAUGGCAGCCUCUCGUUUGGUACAGAAACUCCUUACUGGCAAACGAAGAUGAGGAGAGCUCUGUCCUCAGCAGUUUGGGAGAGUGGUUCCCCGUGGGCACAUCUAAGACGUCUGCUUUUAAAAGGAAAUGGUCUAAUGGGUCCUUGCCGGACACCAGCCAYGCUGACGCAGCCAGCAAAGCUCCGGACUGGCACCGUGCGCCCCAGCUCGCCUCUGCAGCAGGGACAAGCAGGAAGAGGCUGAAAUCCCGCGAGAGGCCCUUGCAGGAGCGCGUGCCACCCGUGGGCGCCACCGCUGCCGUGCUGCCGAGGAGGUGCCGCCAAGAUGAGAUCAAGACAGAAGAGGUCUYGGUAGAGGAUCAAGCAGAAGACACAAGUGAAGACGCUGAUAUCGAUGUGGUUGGUGCAGAGCAGGACAGCUGAGGAGAAGCUGACAGGGGCACUGCAGGUUAAGAACCUGCUACCACCUCGUUCUGGAAACUGCUUAACUGAGAACUCGCUCGUGACAGCAGCAGCCAAGGCCUGGGUAGCUAAAGCCCAGCCAGCAAGCAGCAGAUGGAUAUUAAGUCAAAUCUCCCUGCGCAGGCACCCAGAACCAGUUACUAGUGCUGUGGCUGACCUCUCCACAUUGCCAUUCCUUGGUUCCAAGGGGUGGGAGUUCUGGGCAUUAUUGCUAAACGUUGCCCUCUGGCCUGUCUAGGAAAAUGGUCCAGCUUAAGCAUUGGAGUGGGGGCUGUUUGGGAACGGGAGCUCAGGGAGUGACACCACACGGGUGAGGCUGCCCUGCUCACACAGCCCGGGCUGCUCUUCUGCCCUUUGAGGUGACCAGGGCCUGGAUGCCCCACUAGUCACGGGGGUCAUGGGGAGAGCCUGUGGGCCCAGCCUGGGAACGGCUGUGGGGCGACGCCAAGUGAAGUGACCGGCCUGUGAGUGAGUGACCUCCUUGUUAACGAGCAAGGCUCCAUCCACUCUUCCUACGAGUAUUUCUGAACCCUGAUAUUUAUAAAACUGUAGUUAGUGGUCUGUGGGAAUCAGGGCCUACUCCAGGGAAACUUACAUCAAGAUGUGCAGCCAAAAAAAAAAAGGAAAAAAAAMCCCACCAUGCACCAGCUAAGUGUUUUCCUCUGGUAGGAAUUCUUCACGCAGUGAUAAUGUGUGGRAAAGCAAAGCUUGAAAAUACAAUGUAAAUAGACUGUAAAAAAACAGCGAUUCAAGACCAGCUUUUGCAUGUUUCCAGAAAUGUUGUUCUUAGGAGGGCGUUGGGGCAGCGAGGGGAGUGUAGCUGCCCCUUUGACAUCCUCAGCGGCAUCGUGUGCUGUGCUAAUUAUAGCUUCCAUCAGCUUCAUUUUCUUUAUUCCGUUUUGGCUUGURACUGUACAAAAUAAACCACACCAUACCCACUGCUCCCCGUUAGCCCUGGCCAGUGCGAGUGAGAAGGCCCCAGUGUGUGRAGAAGGAGCAGCAGGAGCGAGAAGGGCCUUGGCCUUGGCCCCUUUCCUUAAAGGCAUCUGCGGAGCACGGGGCUCAGCGCUGCCCGGCCUCCUGCGGCACAGCYGGGAGGACAGGAGCAGCGCCUUGUUUGGACCCCUUCAGGCAGCCACCGGGCGAGUCCCCAAGCCAGGAACGGGGAGCUGGCGAGCAGGCCCCAGCCCAGUGCUCGUGGCCUUGCCGAGCUGAAACAGGCUCCAGCUGCUUCCCUCUCAGGAGAAGUUCAAGGUUGCUGUGGCCGGCAGCACUUCUCCCGACUAGGCUGUCGCACAGAUUCUCACUCGGGUAACUUCGUUUUUGAUGCCCCCGUGACUAUGUCCCCCCUCACCACCUGGAGGUAGG